AACUGUUUCUCCAACCACUUAUGCUGCCGUGCAACCACUGCAUUUGUGAGAAGUGUAUAAAUAAAAGCAAGACCAGAGCUGAAGUAACUGAAAAGUUUCGUACCAUCUUAUGCCCAGUGUGUAGCAAAGCACACUGCCUUGACUACACAAAUUCAGCUGAGGAAGGAUUAUCUCAGAGCAAAACUAGCCAAGAAAUACAUGCACAGACAUGGCUUUCUGAGGUGGAGGUUUGACCGUAAUGAAAGACCAGUCUACUGUGAAACUUGCAAGAAGAGAAGAGUGGCAACCAAAAGAUGUAGAACGUGUGGAAUCAAUUAUUGUUGUGAAUGUCUGUAUUUAAGUCACAACAAGUAUAGUCUUCAAGACCACAUUUUAACCAGAGCACAUCACAAAGAUAAUGAACAGUAGCACUCCUUACUGCACAACAACUCAGCCCUCUCUGAAUACUGUCUGGAUGACCAUGAACUGAUCUGUGGGUUCUGCAAGAGCUCACUACACAACAAUCAUAAGGUUAUUCCCUUGGGAGUCGCGUGUUCAAGAGAGGCUACUUCCCUCUUUGGUACAAUUGAAUAAUUUACAAAAGUACACCAAGGAAUUGACAAUGAUCUAAUGGAAGUUAUCCUGUCAAAAAAUAAAUUCAAGACCUAUAAGGACACCAAAAGAAAGGAGAUUAGAAAUGGAUUCUUAAAACUAAAUAUGGUUCUUCAUCAACAAGAAAAGGAGAUGAUGGAGUUGCUUGAAAACAUUGAACUUAAAAAACAGAAAGAAAUUUCAGGCUAUAUAAACUAUACGUCCAGCCAGCUGGCAUAUAUGGAUGGCCUUAUUCAAUACUGUAAAGAGGCUCUUGAGGAGGAAAGCCAAGUUGUAUUUCUGCAAUCUGCACACUGCUUAGUGAAAGAAAUAGAAAAUACAGUUCCUUCCCUUUUCAAACCUAGUCCACGUCUAAGAGAAGAUCCCUAAAGCAAAGUUCACCUCAACAUUGAUGAAAUGGUCUCCAUUUUACAGGGACUUGUUCCAUCCCUUAUUGGAAUAAUGGAGUUGGAAAAUGAAGCAGAAAAAUAUCCCUAUUCUUUUAACCCAGAGAGAGCGGUUCAAGGGGGUGCCUCAAGUACUCAAGUAUCCAAGCAAGGAAUAUUUUUCCAAAGCCCGUCUUCAAAUUCCUUGUUUGAUUUAGGUGUACUGUCGAAAGACAUUCUCAGAAGACCAAACUCUAACCCUUCCAGUCAUCCUACACAGGGUAAGGAAGUGUGUGUGUACAAGGAUACAGCUUGCGAAACUCCAGGAAAAGAGAGAAAAUAUCAGAUUGUUAAAGAUUCAAGUCCACAACCUAAAGACAGUGACUCAGUCCCAGUCCCAGUAUCUGUGCUCAUAUACCAGACUGUUGUUUACUCAAGGUCUGCCAAAAUUUACUGGACUUGUCCCACAGAAGAGGUGGACUUAUUUGAGAUAGAGUUUUAUGAAUUUGCUAGAACUAGUCCUGAUAACAUUGUCCAGACACAACUAGCUGGCCAGCUAAGCAAAAUACAGCAGCACAACUUGGAGAUACGUAAUUUGGAUCCAAAUACAGGAUACCUGUUUAAAGUCCGUGCUGUCAACAAAAGAGGCCAAGGAGACUGGAGUGAGAUCUGUAAGAUAAGCACUUUAGAUGAACCUGAGAAAACUCAAGAACAGGUGGAAGAAGCAGAAGAGCAUUCAGGCUGCUCUGCAUACUCCAUAUAAAGAAACAAAGAACAAAGCCAGGGAUUCCUUUAUUUUCUUUUCUGUGAAGAACUGGAAAAUGUGUAUCCUCUCUUAUGCAAUAUCCCAUUUUCAACUGAAGUUAGCAGCCAAAGAUCUUCAGACUAUUAUUGCUUUAUGGCAAAUAAUAAUAAUAAUAAACCUC
Messenger RNA from Neopsephotus bourkii (Bourke's parrot), 1882 nucleotides. It is a transcript of the gene TRIM42, whose product is annotated as tripartite motif containing 42. The record is from RefSeq and is a predicted model, not a curated record. Gene Ontology annotation, molecular function: protein binding. Lineage: Eukaryota; Metazoa; Chordata; Aves; Psittaciformes; Psittacidae. Bases 988 to 1719 code for a protein of 243 amino acids. The transcript has 4 exons.